Molecule: messenger RNA, 591 nt
Organism: Perkinsus marinus ATCC 50983
Lineage: Eukaryota; Perkinsozoa; Perkinsida; Perkinsidae
Exons: 4
Coding region: 1-591 (196 amino acids)
Source: RefSeq, a predicted model, not a curated record
AUGACUGAGGCUUCGCGAGAGGCUGUUUCUGCUAAUAAAAUUGUUGAUUAUACACCUGUCCAGCGGACAUCGAUUACUGUGAACACAGCAGAUGGCUGUGAGCUAGCGGGAAUCAUCUGGGCUCCGCGAUCACACGCUGAGGGUAGGGAGAGUGUCUUCAUCAUACUCGUGCAUCCGUGGGGGAAAAUGGGUGGUUCGCAAGCAAACAUGGCCUCGCUAGCUAAGAUGCUCUCUGAACGAGAGGGAUUCAACUGUAUCACUUUCGACAUGCGCGGGAUUGGUCGUUCCACUGGCUCAAGCACCUUCACAGGGUCGGAUGAAGUCAAGGACGUGGUGGCCAUGGCCAACUACGUCAGAGAGAACCUUGUCCCCAAGGGUGAUACCGCCCAGAUUAUCCUGCUCGGGUCAUCUGCGGGUGCUGCAAUAGCAGGCAGUGCGGCUUCGCUGGUCGACAACUGUGUGGCGCUCAUUUGUAUUGGCUACACUUUCGGUUACAUGGCGCGAAUGUUAUUCGGGAGUCGCAUUUCUAAGCUGGAAAAGUUUACUGGUCCAAAGCUCUUCAUCAUGGGUAUCACCAUCUGCAUCACAUAG